AUGACCUGCGGAAGGGACGCAACUGCCGCCCACCGCCGCCCACCGCCCAACUUACCCACCGCCUGGGACAGCCCACCGCCGCCCACCGUCGUCCACUGCCGCCCACCGCCCAUCGCCCACCACCCACCACCCACCUCGCCCCCGCCGCCCACCUUCCCCCAUCGCCCACCACCCACCUCGCCCCCACCGCCCACCUCACCUCCAUCGCCCACCAGCCAACUUCGCCCCCGCCGCCCACCGCCGCCCGCCACUCAAUGCCCACCGCCCACCUCGCCCCCGCCGCCCACCUCGCCCCCGCCGCCCACCUCGCCCCCGCCGCCCACCUCGCCCUCGCCGCCCACCUCGCCCCCGCCGCCCACCGCCGCCCGCCACUCAAUGCCCACCGCCCACCUCGCCCCCGCCGCCCACCUCGCCCCCGCCGCCCACCGCCGCCCGCCACUCAAUGCCCACCGCCCACCCGCCCCCGCCGCCCACCUCGCCCCCGCCGCCCACCUCGCCCCCGCCGCCCACCUCGCCCCCGCCGCCCACCUCGCCCCCGCCGCCCACCUCGCCCCCGCCGCCCACCGCCUGGAACAGCCCACCUCACCUGCCAAUAACUAA
Penaeus monodon (black tiger shrimp) is the source of this 600-nucleotide messenger RNA. RefSeq names its product extensin-like. The transcript has a single exon. Lineage: Eukaryota; Metazoa; Arthropoda; Malacostraca; Decapoda; Penaeidae. The record is from RefSeq and is a predicted model, not a curated record. The coding region runs from base 1 to 600 and encodes 199 amino acids.